Aureobasidium musti is the source of this 1935-nucleotide messenger RNA. NCBI's taxonomy places the organism in Eukaryota, Fungi, Ascomycota, Dothideomycetes, Dothideales, Saccotheciaceae. The record is from the annotation of a GenBank genome assembly.
AUGGCGUCUUCUCAGGACCUACUUGGACGCCUUCAAGCCCAUCUUGGCCAGCUGGAGGAGGAUCCGAUCAAUACAAACAUUGAUGAACGUCUCUUCGAAUCAUGUUCACUAGCUCUGGCACCUGGUAUCUCCAAGAAGGAUUCAAUCACACUUAUCUCGCAGCUCUCGCGCAUUCUGCCAGUGCUGCAAAAGGAUCCGACACAACCAAUUCAAUUCUUGGUACUUUUGCUGGAGCCGUUGACUUACUCGGAUGUGCUCGGUCUCAAUGCCGCGGUUGACUUUGUUGGUGGACUCCAUGUCGCUGCCACAUCGUACAACCGACUUAUGCUGGCGCUGUUGAAUAAGGCUGCUGGCAAUGCUACGGAUGCUGCGACUAUUGCUGCACAACCUGAAGUCGUCACUGCUUUGGUGAAUCUGUGGCUAUGCACUGGUGAUGCUGGAAUUGCCAAGCAGGCUGGUGAUGUGUUGCUUGCUUUACUCAAGGUCGACCAUGCGGUUCCUCCUGGUGCUGGUGAUGAGCAAUCGCUUCCAGGACAUAGUCAGGGAUUGAUGUGGAAACGUGUGUUUGGAGAUCAGGAUAUUUAUGCAUUGAUCUUCUCUGUUUGCUCGUUAAAGCAUACUGAGGGUGUGGAGUUGUCGGGAAACCAGAGGACGCUUGCUCAAGCUCGAUUGCUUGAGUGGUUGCCUGAAGUUGGUGCUAUCAACUGGAAUGCAAUCACACAUGCACAUCAUCCAGAGAUUGAGAAGCGCUACACUGAUGGCAAAGGACAGGGUAUGCUGUAUUUUGCCGCAGCAUCCAUGGUCGAUACUGCUGGCGAUGUCUUGAUGCAUCGCUGUCUGGUUGAGUUCUAUGCUACUUUGCUCCAGACAAUCACGCCGACCGAGUCAGCAGCAUCACCGCACUCUUCUGCUGCUCUUGACUUCCUCGUCCAAUACAAGCUACACGAGAAAGCAAUGGGUUUCUACCUGGACCCGACCAACCCUCGUCACGAUCCCCUAGAUGUGCAAUUCCUGUACGCACCUUCGGCAAACUAUCUGGCUUGCUACGCGUCAUCGUACCCUUCCCACUUUCUGGCCAGCCCUCUCAAGUCGAUUCUCGUCAAGCGUCUGCAAAGUUCACUAGAUCUGUCACCUAGCCGCUGGGCACAUGCCGAGUCACCAAAGAAUGAUUUGCACAUUCUCGCAUCUGUGCCUCGGAGUGCUCUCUUACCCACAAACAACAACUGGUCAUCAUCUCCGCUAUCACUGUUACCUUCCAAAUCCACCAACGCAGACGUACUAGCAACACUAGCUACAAUCUUCCACGGCCCUUCAAAGCAAGAAAUCAUCAAUUACCCACCUUCUUCACCUCUCAUGAACACCACCCACGACGCAACCUGGAAAUCGGAAGCUCAGGCUGCUUACGCACUCUACUAUCUUUAUCUCAACCACAACCCUUCUCUGUUUGAUGAUCUCGUGCAUCACGCUUCGGUUAUUGCGCUGAGGGAAACUGCUCUGGCUGCUAUCUCUUUGAUCCGCAGUAUCGCGACUGCGAAUUGGUUGUCUCUGACUCCUACUUCUGUACCUACUUCUACAGAGUUUCGCGCUGCGUUACCGGUUACUGCGCUCGCCGAGCAACACAAAGGCUUUUUGGCAAUCUUGUCGCCGCCGUCGUUGGAGUAUUGUCUCCCUUACCUGCUUUCUCCAUCCCAAACAUUCUCGAAUUUGGUGGGUGGAGUGGGGGAUACAGAAAACUCGGCGUACAGGGUUGCCAUGAGUAAAUUUGAGUGUUUGAAGGAGGUUUACAAUCGUUUGAAAGUGUUUUGUGAGGAAGGGGGUGAGGAAGGAAGGGAGUGGGAGGAUGUUGUUAAGACGUUGAGGAAGAAGGUUGACGAAGGACCUUUUGGGGGUAGAGGGGCUGAGGUUGGUGGGAGGAUUGCUACUAUGGAGUUGUGA